CCUGGAGUUAGUGUUAAAUCAACAUACAAUACAUUUUUUAGUCAUCUACAAACAAAAAAUGCCGUAGCGAUCGAUGUCAUAAGCUAAGAUUAUUCAGUUUUUCAAUAUCACUCUUAAAGCAAUGGUAGCCUCAGUAACUGGCACUGCCCAGACACUUUUCGAUUUUACACGAACGGAUCAAGUAGGAAAUUGGAUUGAAUGUUCAGAUACUGUAAAAACAACUGGAAUGUCAAAAGCUGUUUUAGUUAUCCAAAAAACUCAACUUGUUCAACGAGCUAUCCUGUUCACUCUUUUUAAUCCACGACCAAAUAAAACUGGAUAUGCUGCUAUCAGAUGUGAUACGAAUUUCAAUUUAUCAGAUUACCACUACAUAACUAUUAAAUGUCGAGGUCAAGGAAUUAAUUUUAAAUAUAAAAUGGUAUUGAGGCACAAAGGUCUUGAUAAGAAUGCUGUAGUAUUUGGUCAAGUGUUUACGGCACCAGAAAAUGAAUUCAUUACAAUAAAAUUACCCAUAGCAGAUUUCAAACCUUAUUAUAGAGGACAAGAGCUACCAAUAGAACAGAAUCCUUUAGAUUUAACGUCGAUUACGAAUCUAGGAUUAAAAGUUGAUAUGAGUCCUUAUUUGCCAGAUAAUCAAGCUGGCGUUGCCGCUCUGGAAAUUGACUGGAUCAAAGCAACAAAAUGACAAAUCAAAUUUAUAUUUUAUAUUUAUAAAAUAAAAAUCAAAACAAUAAAUAUAUUUCAAUAAAUAAA
Messenger RNA from Chelonus insularis, 753 nucleotides. RefSeq lists its product as uncharacterized. Bases 122 to 685 code for a protein of 187 amino acids. The record is from RefSeq and is a predicted model, not a curated record. The transcript has 3 exons. NCBI's taxonomy places the organism in Eukaryota, Metazoa, Arthropoda, Insecta, Hymenoptera, Braconidae. Gene Ontology annotation, biological process: NADH dehydrogenase complex assembly.